GUUAGGUUAUAUAAACAAAAAGUGAGGUUAUUAUCAAGAUAAACAUAAACGUGCCUGUUUUCUAUAUGGAUAUAAAUAAUUUAAACUGAAAUAAAAAUGGUUGUGAAAGGAACUUUAGCUAAAAGUAAAAAAAGUCACAAAAAUGUCAAAUUUGUUAAACAUGGCCCCAAAAAACAAAAAUUUUCCAAAAAGCCCAAACCAAAAGAAGUCCCCAAAAUUCAGAAACCUAAGCCAGUUGAAGACAACUCAGAGGAAAGUGAUCAAGGAGAGGAUUUGUUGCAGAUGGUAGAUGAAGAUGACAUUAGUUUUCUCAAAAAUGCUAUUGCCAACAGAUCCUAUAAUUUAUUUAAUAAAAUAAAAGUUUCUAAAUCAAAAGGUCCAAAAUCAAAGAAGAGGAAACUAAAUGAUGAUGAUUCUUUAGAAAAUCAAUAUGAAGCACAACUUGAUGAGGGCGAAACAGAUAAACAAGUUAAGAAUUUGCUACCUAUCAAGACAAAAAGUGGUAUUAUUCCUAGGCAAACUUUGGAACCAAUCCAAGAUGAUCAAGAUGAAGCUUCAGAUAUCAAUAAUGAAGAAGAGGUAACUGAAGAAGCUGAAGCUGAAGAAAACAAUUUCUCUCUCGAAUCUACAGAAUUUGAUGCAGGUGAACCAAUUUCAGCAGCUCAACUAUUAGCAAAAAGAAAUGAAGUCAUAAACAAGAUGAAAAUUCACAUUGGAACAUUAAGUUCUGGUUUAUUAGAAAAUCCAGAGGAGAAGGUCUUGAAUUUAAGAACCUUGCUGUCCUUGAUGGAUGAAGAAGCUGCCCAACUUUACAUAACAGUUAAAAAAUUGAUUACUAUAUCCUUGUUGGAAGUGUUCAAGGAUAUCUUACCAUCAUAUGAGAUCAAAAAUUUGAUGCCAGAUGGAGUUAAAUUGAAAAAGGACACAUUAAAGUUGCAGAAGUAUGAAGAAAAUCUCCUGCUGUAUUACAAAAAAUUCCUACAGAAACUAGAAAAGUAUGCUUUAGUGUUGUUUAAAAAAAGGGGAGAUACACGCAAAAGAUCAGAAGAAGAAUUAACAUUAGGAGUAUUGGCAAUACAAGCGAUGUGCGAAUUAUUAAUUACACAUCCUUAUUUUAACUUUUCACAAAAUAUUGCACAAGCUGUAGUUCCAUUUUUAAAUAACCGUGACAAAUCUGUUAGAGAACUGGUUAAAACAUCCAUUAAAACAGUGUUUAAAGAAGAUAAAAAAGACGAAAUAACCUUGAAGAUUCUUAGAAUUAUAAAUAAUUACUUGAAGAAUCAUUUGCAUGUGCAUGUAGAUAUGCUCGAAGUGUUCUUAGUAUUAAACCUAAGAGAUGUUAAUUUGGAUCAAGAAAAAGAGCAAGAUAUGAAGCAGAAAAAGUUGAUGUCACAUAAAUCCAGAUUAUUGCAGAUGUCAAAAAAAGAAAGGAAGAGGAAGAAAAAGUUGAAGGAGGUUCAGAAGGAACUUAUGGAAACCAAAGCCGAAGAAAAUAAACAAGUUAAACAAAAAAAUUUGACGGAAAUAACAAAAAUAAUAUUCAAUGUCUAUUUUCGGAUCUUGAAGACGUCCAGCGACACAAAAAUUUUGGGUGUUUGUUUAGAAGGAUUGGCAAAGUACGCACAUUGUAUAAAUUUAGAAUAUUAUGUAGACAUAGUCAAUGUCUUGGAUAAUCUUCUAAAAGAAGAUUGGUUAGGAUAUAGGGAGCAGUUGCAUUGUAUUCAAACAGUCUUUGCUAUUUUAGGUGGUCAAGGAGAAGCCUUAAAUCUUGACCCGCUCAGAUUUUACAAUAAUCUCUAUAAGGAAUUACUUACGAUUAAUGCCUCUUCGAAAAAGUCAGACAGUACAUUGAUUUUGAUAAAAACUCUGAACGAAGCAUUGGUAAGAAGGAGAAAGAAAAUUACAAGUAAAAGAAUGUUGGGAUUUACUAAAAGAUUGGCUCAAUUGAGUUUGCAAUUAACGCAUGAUGGAUCAAUAGGUUGUCUGAGUUUAAUAAAAACCAUAAUGCAGUUGUCAAGAUCAACCGAUAUUUUAUUGGACCUUGAUCCGUCGACAGGAGAAGGAAAAUAUGAUCCAGAAAUUGACGAUCCAGAAUAUUCUAAUGCUUCGAGUAGCGCAUUAUACGAGCUAAUGUUAUUAUCUAAACAUUACCACCCGAUCGUCAGUAAAUUUGGUAGAAAUAUUGCAAGCGGGGCCCCCUCAACCGGCGAAGGAAGUCUCCCAGGGGAAUAUGCUAAGAGUGCACCAGAUCAAUUGUAUAUAGAUUUUGACAUGUCCGAAAUGGCAUUUAAUCCUCCUGUACCCCCACCCAAAAAGGAACAGCCAAAAGCCAAGUCAAAACACAUAUUUUUCGCUGACAGUACGUUUGAAGAAGAAUGUAGACAAUGUUUACGAAGACCUACUAAAAGGAAAUUAUUUUGGAUUAAUAGUUUGUGAAUAUAUUGUUUAUAAAAUAAA
This is a messenger RNA of Diabrotica balteata, 2457 nucleotides long. Lineage: Eukaryota; Metazoa; Arthropoda; Insecta; Coleoptera; Chrysomelidae. The record is from the annotation of a GenBank genome assembly.